UUAGAGGAGGAAAACAAGAAAAAAAAUAUUCUGAACCAAUGGACUGCAGACAUAUUACAGGAGAUGACCAGAGACUGCGGACACAGUACAGGAGAUGACCAGAGACUGCGGACACAGUGCAGGAGAUGACCAGAGACUGCGGACACACUACAGGAGAUGACCAGAGACUGCAGACCUUUGGGGAGCAGAGGAGGGGUGGAGCGGAUACCCAAAUUUGACAGGUACCCGCUCCCACUUCCACGGAGUUGUCCUCCCUCCCCGUCUUCUGGGACACGUGACAGGUCCAAGAAGACUGCCGGACCAUUCACAAAGCGCAGUGCUUAUCGCACAUGUGCAGCGGGCACCUGGCUGUGAAGCCACAAGCUGUCACAGCCAUGUGCCCACACUAAAGAUGUCAGCCACAGGCGAGAAGAAGGUGAGCACAGCGCUGAACCGAGGAACAGGUAG
Messenger RNA from Staurois parvus, 447 nucleotides. NCBI's taxonomy places the organism in Eukaryota, Metazoa, Chordata, Amphibia, Anura, Ranidae. The record is from the annotation of a GenBank genome assembly.